Molecule: messenger RNA, 3628 nt
Organism: Syngnathus typhle (broad-nosed pipefish)
Lineage: Eukaryota; Metazoa; Chordata; Actinopteri; Syngnathiformes; Syngnathidae
Product: RNA-binding protein 4B-like
Exons: 8
Coding region: 111-1742 (543 amino acids)
Cellular component (GO): cytosol
Molecular function (GO): mRNA binding
Source: RefSeq, a predicted model, not a curated record
CCUGUAUUGAGGGCAAAGUGCGCCCCCUGUUGAUCUAAAGAAUAUCGAGCCGGAUAUGCUAUUUGAAAUACAGCUCCGGGAACCGCGUUGGAUGCCUGCUUGUUACAGAGAUGAGUGGCGACAACGUCAAGUUGUUUGUGGGAAACCUUCCUCUAGAUGCGACUCAAGAUGAGAUCAAUAAACUCUUUGCUCCUUACGGGGAAAUCAAUACCUGCUCCUUGCUCAGACAGUAUGCCUUUGUUACCCUGAAGGGAGAAGGUGCUGCGGACAGGGCCAUACGGUAUCUUGAUGGCAAGGAGUACCGAGGCAGGCCCCUUGUGGUGGAGGAGUCACGCGCACGUCCCCCCAACUCCACCAAAGUGUUUGUGGGAAACUUGAGCGCCACAUGCUCUGCCGAUGACCUGCACGGCCUCUUCUCAACAUUCGGAAGAGUUUUAGAUUGUGACAAAGUCAAAGCCCGAUUAUGUUCAAAUGUGGGCUACGCAUUUGUACAUAUGGAAAGGAAAGAGGAGGCCAUGGCAGCCAUCGACGCACUCAAUGGGACCAUUUUCAAGGGCCGUCAGCUGGCUGUAGAGCUCUCCAAAGCUCAACCUUUAGUCAACCAGCUUAUGUCGUCUGGGAACUCAGUCGGUGGUAGAGAGGGUCUCCUUCCUCGGCCAGCAGGCUCCAUGGAGCAUCACCAGAGUCACGCUGCUGUGCUCGCGGCAGCUGCAGCAGCCGCUGCCGGACUUCCAAUACAAGUUCAACAAAGCGUCCAUAACUCGUUUUACAACACCACAUCCUUCGAUCCCACCUAUGCUGCCCUGAAAGGCAUUACAAGUUCUAAAGGCGCAGACGGUGUCAUAUACGGUGCUCUCGCUAGUCAGGUGUACGGAUCUGUCGCUGACCAGGUGUACCAGGACAUGGCCAAUCACAUUCCUGUUCCCACCGCCGCAGAGGACUACGAGGUUCAAAGCGGGCCGGACCCAACAACACUUUUUGAGGCUGCAAGAGCCAAGUUUUUCCAGGAGGGACAGAAGGUUCUGGCCGAGCAGCAGGCAGGGAGAAAAACAACAACAGCAGCUACCAAUACAACAACGACGACAACCACGGGCAGUCCAGAAACAGAGCGGGACCGCAGCCCGAUCAGAGGGAACCGGACGCCUUUGCUUCCGGACCCAUCUCCCGGUUCCUUUGCUCAAAAUCGCACCAAACGCCGAGCUCUCCUGCCGACGCCGCCCGGGGUCGCUGAAGACCCCGCCACUGGACCUGCCGAAGGGGCCGAUCCUGUCGCGAGGUCCUACUCAGAAUAUUACCAGCAGAUGCAUCAGUACCAGCAGUACCAGCAGCAGUACCAGCACCAGCAACAGUACCAGUACCUCCAGUACGCCUACACCAAUCCUCCUCCGCCCCCUCCUCCACCGGCCUCCGCAGAUUCCACCGACUCGGUCCCGCCGCCCCCCGGCACGUACACGGCGGCGCCGGCUUACUCGGCCACCCAAGACUAUGGACCCCCGGGCACCUACGAACCCCCCUCCAAUUACAACACGUCGCAGAGCUACUCCGGCAGCUACGACGCCUCGGCCGCCUACGAUGCAUCGGGAGGCUACGGGGCGGCGGGAGCGUACGAUACAUCCGGAGCUUACGCAGCAGCGGGAAGCUACUCCGCAUCCUCACCGUAUGAGCAGACAGCCGCACACGGGCAACCCACGCCCCAGCGCAAUGAUUACCCUUACAACACGCCAGAACCCCCGUAUCGAUAGUCCCGCCCCCCUUCCUCCAACACACCCACCCACCCACAUGCACACACACACACACACACACACACACACCUUUCAUACUGUAGAUCGUGUGUGUGAACAUGAGUACUUGGCUAAGGGGCAGCUUAAGGGAGAAGUAACGCAGGCAGCAAGGUUGUGAAGCAUUUUGGCUAACCGCGUCCCUAUCUGGCUGGAAUUCCACCUAACAAUGAAUGCCAUCCAAAUUUGAAAAAAAAAAACGACACCCUCGAGUUUUUAAAGAGACACAGUUGAAUCAGGGUUUUGUCUUGGCAGUUAUGUAAGCUUGAGCGCAAAUGUGAGGCACGGAUUCUGUCUGUCUUUGAAGCCAGGAAACCGGCCAGUUUUCAAGAUGUUUUUAUCAGGAGUAACUCCAGCAUUGUAACGGUAGCCUUGGAGCUCAGUCAACUCGUUCAAAGCUUUCCAGCCUCACUAUUAUGUUGCAUAGUUCCAGUGUUGGGGGUCAAAAUCGUUUGUUUCUUCUUGAGUCAAUAUUAAACCAUAUUUUCUCAGGCUGUAGAUACGUAGAUAUUUUUUUUUGUAUGUAGACAAUUCAAUAAGCCAAAGCUCAAUUUUACCCAAUUGUGUUCCGACAUUCUCCAGUAACACUUCAACGCUACUUUUAAUACCUGACAUAGGUUUUGUUUGAGGAGCAUGUAAAUACUUCUAGCCUUCUUUUAAUACUUUGAGCACCUGCGAAAUUGGAGAGAUUGGAGGGGGAUGGAUGCUGAGUUGUACAACAAGUUUGUAUAGAAGCAGGUGAAAAUUUUUAGGCGCUUUACGGUGUUCCACAGAUUAAAUGAGUGCAGGGUUUCCCAAAAUUGGGAAUGAUUUUGUUUAAAUUGAGAUUUACUCAAUGAAGUCAGAUGAGUGAGGACUCUUUAAAUGGUUUCCCUUUUGAAUCUGAGCAGAACCAUACAAGAAUCUAUAUGGCUUUUUCGUCCCCUGGGAAAGCACACAAACAUCUAUAUUUGGAUUCCCACAUAUGAAUAAUCCCAAUCCACAUCUUUAGCUCAAAUCGUCGCUCACUACUCGAGCGCUAGUCUCACUCACGCGCACACACGCCACAAUAUUCCAGCUUCUCCAUGUUGUUAGUUGCAUGCCAUGUUGUUGCUGCUGCUCCAGCCACCUUCUUCCUCUUGCUGAUUAUUGCAGCUAGAGUGGGAGGGAGCCAAACUCUGAGCCCUUGCCUUGGACGUACGCCACGCGCCGCUGUAGCGCGGGAUGGGGGAAAACGGCAGCGUUAGGCCCCCCCGAAAACCGCUGUGGACGAUGGGGGGUGGCCCCUCCCCACUAAGGUAAACACUCAGACCACACACUCCUGCCCCGGCCGCCCCGAAAGAACACGCGUCACACGGUUUUGCAGACACUCUGACGCACACACAUGGACGUCCGGAUCUGUUUUCAGGAAAUUCCUCACCUCCGUUUCACCCUUUUGGAUGUUCUGUUUUGUUUUUUUGCCCCUGUCCACUUCUGCCAAACUCAUCCUCAUACAUUUCCUCCCCUGAAGACCAUACAUGUAUGAUCUUCGAAGAUGGUGUUGAAGCAGGCGCAUCGAUAGCCGAGGUCACCUCGUUAGGUUUGGCUUUUUUAUUUUUAUUUCCCCCACUCCACUGUGGCCACAUUAGGGUUAAGUGCCUUGUUUUGAAGGUCACACCGAUAUCCCCCCCCAAUAGAGAGGCCGACACCAAGCUGGCGCAGGAUCGGUUGCUGGUUCAAAGCUCGACUCGCCCUCAAGUCCCCCUCUCAAUCGUCACCGCGACAGUUUUCAAUGCCACUCUCAACCUGUAUGAGGUUUUGUUUUCUUUUAAAUGACAUUUUGUCCCGUGUUCUUUUGAAAUGUUUAAUUAUCAAUAAAAGAUAAAAAUCUA